UAUUGUUUUUGUCGGUUUUGUUGUUGCCGUGUCUUCGUUUUUCGCUCAACAAUUUUUCGCCUGCGAGCAGAAAAACUCGCGAUCAGUGCUCGGAAUUGUGAGAGCAGAGUCUUGAAAUUAAUGUGAAAACAAGCUGCCGAUAAUCAGGAUAGCGAAUCGCACAAGUGAACGUGAGUGUGGAUGUGAGUGUCUAUAUGAGUGCGCAUGUGGAUGAGACUGUUUUUCUGUCCGUGAGCGUGUUAAUUUAUUUUUUAACCUGAGAAUCGAAUCGAAUCGAACCGACGACACAUCCAGUUACUGAUUAAUAAACACAAAGAUUCCCAAAGAAGGCGGCAUAUCAAUGUCGUACAAAAGAAAAUACUUUGCAUAGCGCAUAGUGAUAACCCAUCGAGAUAUAUAUAGAGAGCCGGAGGAGGAUACCAUCCCGAGCAACAAUCCAAAGAUUAAACCCUAAAGUAACCAAAUGGCCACGAACUGCGACUUCAUUGAGGAGCAAGUGAAGCAGCAGCCGUUGGCCAAUGUACCAGUCAUGGGCCUUCAGGAGGACAAAAGCCAGGAGGCUACCAAGCCGGAGCAGCCGGAGAAGCAGCAGCCACCUGCCAAUCUCUACCAGCAGUUCGCUGGCGAGGACAGUUUCGAGUGCGCCUUCGAGUCCACUAUGGAUGACCUGGAGCAGGGCGUCCUGGAUGGCUACGAAACGGACUCGGAGACGAGUGCCAAUGAGCAGAUCACGGACUCGGCCUCCUCGGGCAGCCUGGGCCCAGUGGCCCAGCAGCAGCAGCGGGAGGAGCGGCUGAGAGGCCUGCCGGGUGCACUACAUGGCCAGCACAUCGACUCCGAGAUGCUCAGCUGCCUGCCGCGAUCGAAUUCCUUCGACUUCCACAGCAGCAGUGGCAGCAGCAGCGACGAUGAGGAUGACCCGGAUGACGACGAUGACGAAGUGCAUCCCAGCUUGGGCCUCAGCCUCAGCGGCAAGUUUGCCAAGGUGGAUCUCUACUCGGGCCACCAGAGGCCUGGUUAUCUCCUGCCUCCCUACAUCGAGCGUCGCCGCUUGUCGCAGUGCAAGGAGGAGGACGACGAGGAUGAGGGCGACAGAAGCCAGCUGGGCGGGGGAUCCACCUCCGGAGAGGCCACCAAGUCCGAGCGAGCCUCCAAGGCGCCGCCGAGGCCACCCACGCCGCAGGACGAGGCCUCCAAGGAGAAGUUCAAGGACCUGGAGCGGCUGAGGCAGCAGUUUAUGCACAAAAUCGAUAGGAUAAACACGGGGAACAUAGAGGAGAGCGAGGCGCCACCGCCACCGCCUCCUCCGCCGCCGCCCAUUCCAGCCACGAUUCUACCAAAGGCCCUGAAGGCCUUGCUGCACACCCAGGAGCCAGCGACGCCUUCGCCACCAGUGACUCCAACCAGUCCUGCCCCCACCAGUCUGAUUGUGGCCAAGGAGAGUCCGGUGGCUCCAGCUGCUCAGGAGCCCGUAUCCCCGCUUCCUUUGCCCUCCGAACCCCCGCUCAUCAUCAAGGGCAAGUUCAAGGUGACCCUGGCCCAGGAGACACCCGAACUGCGCGUGGAGGCCCAGAAGCUGGGCAACCUUAAGGCCAGCUCCAACGCCCACACCAUCAGCUUCCCCUCCAGCUUCGGGGGCUACUCCUCGGUGCAGGGACUGUUCUCCCAGCGCUACGGCUCCAACCGGUUCCCCGCCGCCGCUCCCCACCUGUCCAAGCAGUUCUUCGAGCCAUCGCUGGUGGAGAUUAGGACGAGCAACGUGGCCCUGAACACGACUGGACUGGCCAACAGCAAUCACCAAAGCCUCACUUGUGAUACAAAUAGUUUAGCCAACAAGCCGCGAACGCCCAGCGAACGGGAGCUGGACGAGAUCUGGAUACGGCGGCAGGAGGGGGGCACGGGUGGAGCUACCUCGGCGGCUCCUCCUCCGCCCUUCCUGCAGCAGCAGCAGCAGAGACCCGUCUCCCUGGGCGGGGCGUCCACCAUGCCCCGUCUGCUGCGCAGCGAGAGUGGCGCCUCCACCACGAGUCCCUCCCGCCAGCUGACCAACUCGGGAUCCGUCUCGGUGUCCGUGUCGGAUGAUGAGCAGGAUGGCAGCCUCGGAGGAGCCGGACGAACGCCAGGCUCCCGGCCUUCCAGCGCCCCCGCAGAGCCAAACGCCAAGGCGGCCAAGAAGGCCUACAAGAAGAUGGAGAAGGAGCAGCGUCGCCAGGAGAAGGAGCAGUCGCGGCGGGAAAAGGAGGCCCGCAAGCUGGAGCGCGAAACGGCGCGACGGAUCGAGCGGGAGGCGGCCAAGCUGGAGAAGAUCAACCGGCACAGCGAGAAGAUCUCACGCAGCACGGAGCGGAUGGCCAUGGCGGGCGUGUCGUCGCGGUCCGGCUCGCUGGAGCGGAGGCGCAGUGGCGAGGACUCCCCCGUGCUCAACCAGUCCACAGUGCACGGCAUAGCCUCGCCCAACCGCAGGCCCACGAUCUUCGAUGUGUUCCGACCCAGGGCGAAAUCCGAUGCCAAGCGGCAGAAGGAGAAGCACCUGGUGGACCCCUCCUCCGCGGACAGCAGCGCCACCAGCAGCACGUACUCCGUUUCGGGGGGCACGGCUCCGGCCUCGAGCUCCGGAGGAGCAGCAGCUGCUGGAGCAGCGGGCGGCGCAGGCGGAGCGGGAGGAGCAGCCGGAGGCCUUAUGAACUCCAUGAAGGUGGCCAUGCAGAACUUCAGCCAUCGUCAGCACCCCGCCGUGACGAUAACGAGCGCCGACGGAACGCAGUCCACCGCGAAGAGCAAGUACAAAGACGGCAGUGCCCAUCCGCACCAAGGCAGCGACGCGCAGUAUUACCACACGGUGACGGCAGUGCGUCCGAACUCUUCCCAGCGGUCGCCGAUGACCAAGGUCAUGGACCUGUUCCGGCACCGAUCCAGUUCAGUCGUCAGCGAAGCCGACAAACGCAAGGCGCGCGCGGCGGCGCACCAACAACAGUUGGCUGUACAAAGUGCUCAUAUGCGUCGUGCCUCAGCGGAUCUGGAGAAACGCCGUGCUUCAGUUGGCGCCGCUGGUCGAGGGCUGCGGGGAGAUGGUACGCUGGAUCCACACCAUGCAGCCAUCCUCUUCAGAGACUCCAGAGGGUUGCCUGUCGCUGAUCCGUUCCUAGAGAAAGUAAACCUAUCGGACCUGGAGGAGGACGACUCACAGAUCUUCGUGAAGUUCUUUCGUUUUCACAAGUGCUAUGAUCUGAUACCCACCUCCGCCAAGUUGGUCGUAUUCGACACCCAGCUCCUCGUAAAGAAGGCCUUCUACGCCCUGGUCUACAACGGGGUGAGGGCGGCACCGCUCUGGGACUCGGAGAAGCAGCAGUUCGUGGGCAUGCUGACCAUCACGGACUUUAUCAAGAUCCUGCAAAUGUAUUACAAAUCGCCCAAUGCGUCCAUGGAGCAGCUGGAGGAGCACAAACUGGACACGUGGCGAAGUGUUCUGCACAACCAGGUGAUGCCGUUGGUCAGCAUCGGGCCGGAUGCCUCCCUCUACGAUGCCAUCAAAAUUCUCAUCCACAGCCGCAUUCAUCGCCUGCCAGUCAUCGAUCCGGCGACCGGCAACGUCCUCUACAUCUUGACACACAAACGCAUACUGAGGUUCCUCUUCCUAUACAUUAAUGAAUUACCAAAGCCCGCGUACAUGCAAAGGAGUCUGCGCGAACUGAAGAUUGGCACCUAUAACAACAUCGAGACCGCCGACGAGACGACGAGCAUCAUCACGGCGCUCAAGAAGUUUGUGGAGCGACGCGUCUCAGCCCUGCCACUCGUGGAUUCGGAGGGACGGCUCGUCGAUAUCUAUGCAAAGUUUGAUGUGAUUAAUCUCGCUGCUGAGAAAACCUACAACGAUCUCGAUGUGUCGCUGCGCAAGGCCAACGAGCACCGCAACGAGUGGUUCGAGGGCGUCCAGAAGUGCAAUCUGGACGAGUCGCUUUACACGAUCAUGGAGCGCAUCGUCCGCGCCGAGGUGCACCGACUGGUGGUGGUCGACGAGCACCGCAAGGUGAUCGGCAUCAUCUCGCUGUCGGACAUCCUGCUCUACCUGGUGCUGCGGCCCAGUGGCGAGGGCGUCGGCGGGUCAGAGAGCUCGCUGCGCGCCUCCGAUCCCGUCCUGCUGCGCAAGGUGGCCGAGGUGGAGAUACCAGCGGCUGCCGCAACGACGACGACAACGCCCCCGCCUCGCAGUCCCUCGGCCGGAUCCGGCAAUCGCAGCCUGAUCGAGGACAUACCCGAGGAGGAGCCAGCGCCGACGAGGAGCGACGAUGCCGACAGUGAUAACAACAAGUCCGCCAGUGAAGAUAAGGCCAACAACAACCAGCACGAUCAGACGACGACGACGACGUCGGCGGCGGCGACGACAGCUAACGGUGAUAGCAGUAACAGUCCUGUGGAAGUGUCAUUCGCCGACGAGGCGCACGAGGAGGAGUCCGCCGACCAGGUCGAGAGCAGAAAUUGUGAUGAUGAUGACGACCAGGAGGCGCUGGCGGAGAUCGAGAGCAAGAAGGCAUCGAUGGACGACGACGAGGACGAUGGGCUGAGCAGCGCCGUGUCCGCUGCCUCCGCUUUGGGCCAGUCACUGACGCCCGCGGCGAGAGAAAUGGCGUUGGUUAGUGAAUAGACCCUUAAUUUAAACACAAGCUAAAGAGAUACAGCUGCUACUACAGAAACGGAACGGAAACAGAAAAAGAAACAGAUACAAUGCUAAACAAGAACUAAAAACCCAAAACACAACAAUAAUGAUAAAGCAGAGAAAAUUAUAUUUGAAUAUUAAUAGUUGUUAAGGAUAUAUUAUUACAAUUAUGAAAUAUUAUGUAUUUUACAAGCAACUAAAAGCAAAACAAAACAAAAAGCUGUUAACAAGAUGUUUAUAUAUACACACGAGAAAACGAAAACAAAACAACAAAUUACAUUAGAACGUCUUUAAAUUUUAAACGAUGUAAUUGAUUAUUAUAUGAUAGUACAGUACAAGUCAAA
Drosophila biarmipes is the source of this 4998-nucleotide messenger RNA. It is a transcript of the gene SNF4Agamma, whose product is annotated as 5'-AMP-activated protein kinase subunit gamma-1. Bases 464 to 4642 code for a protein of 1392 amino acids. The transcript has 13 exons. NCBI's taxonomy places the organism in Eukaryota, Metazoa, Arthropoda, Insecta, Diptera, Drosophilidae. The record is from RefSeq and is a predicted model, not a curated record.